GCAGGGAGUCCGGCCCAUACGACCACACAAACUCUCGCCCCAACCCCGCACCUCAUCAGAGAGACGACCCCUACCACCACCACCACUCGGAAGGCAACGACGGCGAGAUGUUCCUGCGGCGGAUCCUGACCGGCGAGGGCGGCCUGGCGGCGCUGCGUGCGGCGCGCGCCGUCAAGCAGACGACGGGGAUCGUGGGCCUCGAUGUGGUGCCCAACGCGCGGGAGGUGCUCAUCGGUCUAUACAAGCGCACGCUCAAGGAGAUCGAGGCGGUCCCCAAGGACGAGGGCUACCGCAAGGCCGUCGAGUCCUUCACCAACCACCGCCUCCAGAUCUGCCAGGAGGAGGACGACUGGAAGCGCAUCGAGGACCGAAUCGGAUGCGGGCAGGUCGAGGAGCUCAUCGAGGAGGCCGAGGACGAGCUCAAGCUCAUCGCCAAAAUGAUUGAAUGGGAUCCCUGGGGUGUUCCUGAAGACUAUGAAUGCGAGGUGAUUGAAGAUGACACCCCAAUUCCGAAGCAUGUUCCUCAGCACCGGCCUGUUGCGCUUCCUGAGGAGUUCUUCAAGACACUAGAUGCUGUCAAAUCCGAUCCCGCUCUGCAGGGCGAUGCUCCUCCUCAAGUGAAGGCAUAAAGAUGGGGAGUCUUCACGAGUAUGGCAUUUCACAUUUUGCUGUGUUGAGUAGAGACUAGUUUCUUUGUGUCAUUUGCCAGCAAUGUGCUUGUUGUUCCAAGCAGAAUAAAUUUCUGGUGAGUACUAUCAAAUAGUGAGUUUCAACUCAGUGAUUUGACACAGUAAAUUUGUUGUCCAUGAAUCCUUAAUAUCCCUAAAACAUCAUUUACUUUGAUGUUAAUCGAUGUUGACGAAAUAUCGAAUGCUAGUUGGGCUCUGGCUCAAUUUCUUGUA
Molecule: messenger RNA, 902 nt
Organism: Panicum virgatum (switchgrass)
Lineage: Eukaryota; Viridiplantae; Streptophyta; Magnoliopsida; Poales; Poaceae
Product: probable NADH dehydrogenase [ubiquinone] 1 alpha subcomplex subunit 5, mitochondrial
Exons: 2
Coding region: 108-629 (173 amino acids)
Biological process (GO): respiratory electron transport chain
Source: RefSeq, a predicted model, not a curated record